This is a messenger RNA of Psylliodes chrysocephalus, 1887 nucleotides long. The record is from the annotation of a GenBank genome assembly. Lineage: Eukaryota; Metazoa; Arthropoda; Insecta; Coleoptera; Chrysomelidae.
AACUAUAAAAACUGGAGACAAAUUUAUCUACAAUUUUGAUUGAACUUUCUUACAGUCGAAUGUAAUCACGAUGACAAAAAAAUAAUGUCCUAAAAAGUUGAAUAUCCAAACCCGCCGCUAAAAAACUGCUAAAAAUAGAUGACGUUUGAUGACAUAUGUCAUUCAAAAUAAAAAUUGAGGUUAGAAGUUCAAAACAUUACAUGAGAGUGUUCGCCGCAGAGGAAGAUUUUUGAAAAUAUUGUAUGACCACAAAGUGUCGCAGUUCGGUGAAAUGUCUGACCGCAUGCCAAAAAUUGAUUUCGAUAAGAUAAAAAAAAGUGACUUGGAUUUUAUUAGGGAAAUAGAAAGGAAAAAUCAGGAACGAGUACAGAAAUUGAAAUUCCUACGAAGAAGAAAUUUACUUACUGCAGGACUGUUAACUGCUGGAAUAUUUAGUAUUUACGGAUAUUCUAUGCUUGCAGUUAAACAAGAGACCUUCCUAGACGAUUUUGAAGAACCCGCUAAAACGUCUCAGGCUCAAUAAUGGCAAGUUCAGCAAAACUUAUUCGUUUACCCCCUUUACCUACUAUUAGAGAUUUAGUUAAAUUAUACCGCUUGAGAGCCAUACGCCAAUUGUCUCAAAACUUUUUGAUGGAUGAAAGAAUCACUGAUAGGAUUGUUAAAGCUGCAGGAAAUAUAACAAAUCAUUACGUUUGUGAAAUUGGCCCAGGCCCAGGCGGAAUAACCAGAUCAAUUAUUAAACGUCGUCCUCAUAAACUACUUGUAGUAGAAAAAGAUCCAAGAUUUAUCCCUACAUUAGAGUUGUUAAAAGAAUGUUGCAAAGAUUACACCGAGAUGAAAAUAGAAAUUGGAGAUAUUAGAAAUUCUGAUUUAGAAACAAGUUUUAAAGGGGCCCCUAAACAUGAUUGGUUGGAUGCUCCAUCACCAGUUCAUCUUAUAGGUAAUUUGCCAUUCAGUGUAUCUACAAAUCUAAUAAUCAGGUAUUUACAAUCAGUGUCAGAGAAAACAUCAGCCUGGAGUUUUGGAAGAUCGUCUAUGACUCUUACAUUUCAAAAAGAAGUAGGAGAAAGAAUGGUAGCUUCGAUAAAGGAUAAGCAGAGAUGUCGUUUAUCUGUCAUAUGUCAAAUGUGGUGUGAUGUUCAAUACAAAUUUACCAUACCAGGUAGAGCAUUUGUACCCAAACCAGAUGUAGAUGUCGCAGUGGUAACAUUAGUGCCUCUAAAAUAUCCAAUGGUUAAACUACCUUUCAAAUUGGUCGAGAAGGUUCUUAGGAAUGUAUUUAAUAUGAGGCAAAAAUACUGCGUACGUGGGAUUGAAAGGUUAUUCCCAGAAGAAAAUCGUACUGAAUUAGCUUCAAAAUUACUGAAAUUAGCCGAUUUAGAUCCCACCAUAAGGCCGUUCCAAAUUAGUAACCAAGAGUUUGUUAGAAUUUUUUAUGCUUACCAAGUUUUGUGCGAAGAACAUCCUGGUUUGGUAGAUUAUGAUUCUAGAGGGCCCAAAAGUCUAGUAGUAAAAAAUGUAGCGCAGUUAUCGUAGUUGCUUUUUUUCUUUACAAAUAAAUAUAAGGUUAAGUGUUAUUUUUUAUUUUAUUGAAAAAACUUCCCACUGACUACAUACCUUCGCAGGAUACCUAAAAGGCCAAUACAAUAUAUACGAACAAUUUACCUUGUUUUUGAUUUAUGUCGUGUACAAAAAUUGGUUUUAUCACAGACGCAUUUGUAGACAUGUGCACUAUAGAUAACCCACAGUGAUAUAUUUUUCCGAAAACUUGGCCUACAUCCAAAAAUUGGAAUUACAAUACAUGACUGCAAAAGAUCCGUAAAUGAUAGUAAAAAUUACCUACUAUACUGGUCUAUACCUCCAACCAUUUUGAAAAAUAAAGAAAAA